Chanos chanos (milkfish) is the source of this 3214-nucleotide messenger RNA. It is a transcript of the gene trappc12, whose product is annotated as trafficking protein particle complex subunit 12. The coding region runs from base 19 to 2463 and encodes 814 amino acids. The transcript is spliced from 12 exons. Lineage: Eukaryota; Metazoa; Chordata; Actinopteri; Gonorynchiformes; Chanidae. The record is from RefSeq and is a predicted model, not a curated record. Gene Ontology annotation, cellular component: Golgi apparatus; TRAPP complex. Gene Ontology annotation, molecular function: protein binding.
AAGGAAAGGUCAGAAGCCAUGGAGAGUGGUGAAGGUCCAGCUCAGAGGCCUGUCACUCUGGAUAUCACCGGGGCAACGGAACUCCAAACAGCACCUGAAGUCCCUGCCCCCUUAGAACCCAGUGGCUCUGCCCAGCCCAACCUCACUGAGGCCCUGUUCCCUGAAGAGAGUAUUGACUUGGGCGGUGAAACGUUCGCCUCUCCUCAGGACGACAGCGCGGCGUCUGAGAGCACCAUGGACAAACUCAACGACCAAAUGAUGGAGAGUGUGAUGAUCUCAGAUUCCCCGAACAGCGAGGAGGAUGACGUCGUUCCCAUCGAUUCACUGAUGGAACAGAUAGACGAAAAGGAAGCUCAAGAGGAGGAGAGCAAACAGCACGAGGGAGAAAGAGAAAAGGGUGAAGAGAAAGAGGGAGAGAGAGAGACUGAAAAAGAACAGAUUAAGCCUGAUAUUAAAGUAGAACCUGAGGAACAGUCUUUAGAAGCCUUGACGGAAGAGAAGAAAGGGGAGGAUGAGGGAAAAGGCGAGAUGGAAAAAGAGGAAACAGCCGCACAGGGUGGAGAAGAUUCUGGCAGCCCUGGCAGCCCUGAAGCGCAGGACACAGAACUAAAGGUGGACAAAUCCCCUAAAGAGGAGCCUGUUCCAGUCUGUACCAUUUUCAGUCAGACAGCCCAGCCCAAAGCUCAGGCUCUCGCUCCAGAUGGCUUUCAGCCCAUUCUGGUCAAAUCUCCCAGUUUCAGCAGUGGUGGAGGUAGCGGCAGUAAUGCAGAGACUCCGAGCAAAGUUGCCCCGCAGGUCUGCCAGCCUAGCCCCAGUCUCAGCAAGUUCUUUACUGAUAAUGGUUCUGUCAAUCCAGCCUCAGAUUUCUUUGAUUCUUUUACCACCUCUUCCUCUUUCAUCUCUGUCAGUAACCCCAAUGCGGAGUCACCCACGAGUGCUGGCUCCACCCAGCACCAGCUCUCAUCAGGUUCCAAUGUGUUGACUCCUGUGCCCGUCUCAGGCCUUCAGGAAACAGGAACCCCAAGUGGUUACCUCGCCGCCGAAACCCCCACUGACCCUCCCGCGGGUCUGGCGGAGGCUGCUCCGCCCAUGACCAAACUACAGGCGGUGUUUUCGGGAAGUGAUGACCCAUUUGCCACUGCGCUUAGUCUGAGCGAGGUGGACAAGCGUUAUGAUGCCUGGCUGCAGUCUGAGGAGACCCGGAGAAUCUUGAUCUCCGUGGCAACGCAGCAGGUCAACCGCAUUCACGUAGAGAGGGAGCGGCUGACCAUGCCUGGACUCAAGUUUGAUAACUUGCAGGUGGAUGCAGUGAAGGAGCUGAUGGUGCGUUUUCUUGGAGACCAGGCAGCCAUGAAGAGGCAGGUCCUGACAGCAAACUCUGUGGAACAGAACGUUCAGGGACUCCGACAGUUAAUUAGCACUAAGAACUGGAGGGCAGCUGUGGAUCUGACAGGCAGGCUACUGACGGCUCACGGACAGGGCUACGGGAAGAGUGGCCAGCCCACCAACCACACUACUGACUCACUACAGCUGUGGUUUGUUCGAUUGGCACUGCUCACUAAGUUGAGCCUGUUCCAGAAUGCUGAGCAGGAGUUUGAACCAUUUGGAAAUCUGGACCAGCCAGACCUGUACUAUGAGUACUACCCCACCAUUUACCCCGGGCGGAGAGGUUCCAUGGUGCCGUUCUCCAUGCGUGUGUUAUACGCUGAGUUACCUCAGUACCUGAUGAAGCCUCAAGACUCUCUGGACCGACUCCACAGUCUGAGGACCGUCUGCCAGAAGAUUCUGGAUAAUCUGGAAGCAGGUUUGGCUGAAGAUGGGAGUAUGAUGAACCUCACGCAAGAAAACAGACAAGCCUCUAUUCAGCUGUGGAGGUCACGUCUAUGUCGGGUGAUGUAUUCCAUGGCGAAUUGUCUGCUGAUGAUGAAGGACUAUGUGUUGGCAGUGGAAACAUAUCACUCUAUCAUCCGUUACGAGCCUCAGCAGAGAGUGCAGCUGCUCAGUGGGAUUGGACGCAUUUUUCUGCAGAUUGGAGACAUAAAGACAGCAGAGAGAUAUUUCCAGGAUGUGGAAAAAGCCUGUCAAUCAAAGGGACAAGGACCAAACCAGGACACAGCCAUUCUCAUGAACAGGGCAUUCCUUUACCUCAGUCAGAAUAACUAUUCAGAGGCACACACCUGUUUCUCUAACAUCCUGAAUAUCGACCCUAAAAACCCAGUGGCCAAUAACAAUGCGGCAGUGUGUCUACUGUACCUGGGCCGGCUGAAAGAGUCGCUCGGUCAGCUGGAGAGCCUGGUAAAACAAGACCCUGAACUGUACUUACACGAGAGUGUUCUCUUCAAUCUCACUACCAUGUAUGAACUGGAGUCUUCCCGCAGCACCCAGAAAAAACAGGCCCUGCUGGAGGCAGUGGCUUGUCGAGAGGGGGAUAGCUUUAACACUCAGUGUCUUAAACUGGUGUAGCGGGGCUGAUGCAUAGCCCCCACUGCAGAACAGAGAGGAGGGCAUUAGCUAGGCGCACAGGCUGGUGUUCUGCUGGGCUUAUCUGACACUGCUUGGAAAUUGACCACAAAUUGACCCAGUUGUUUGCUGACCGGGUUAAAGAGAGCAAAAGUUUCUGACACAAACCUAGAAUGACAAACGGGAUACAUGCUGACAUCUGAGGAGAUUUUGUUCCCCACUUUGUCUGUUUACGACCAGAGUCUACAUGUACCCAUACCCUCUGCAUCAGGUGAAUUUUACAAGGUCAAAAGAGAAAAGCAACAGAUCCAGUUGCACCGCGUACUUAGAGAUUUGUGGAUCUCCAUUCAAACAGAUGGAAUGUAAUGUAGAUAUAAAAACUCCCAAAAAUGUAAAUAUAUUUAACCAGAAAUGAAUCAAUCAUGACCCUCCAUAUUGUUCUUAUUGAUGUGAUUUUUCUGAAAGUUUUUAUUAUUUUAAGUGAAUGUGCGUUAUUACUCUAAUCACUGUACUGUAUGUCUCUGGAUACUACAAAAGGAAUCUUGAUUAUCCCAAAUAAAAUUUUAUUGAUCUUGCCUAAAAGAAGAUAAUUCUAGUGAAAUAAUUCUCCAUAAUGUGACUUUAAGGAAAGAAAGUUCAAAUCCUUACGAAAAAGAAUCAGCAAAGACAUAUUUCACCUGAAAUAAAUGUUUACACUAAGAAAUAAGCAUUCAUUGUAGGACUUUCAAACAAAUGUCUCUAUACAAAAUCUAUA